Molecule: messenger RNA, 1480 nt
Organism: Camponotus floridanus (Florida carpenter ant)
Lineage: Eukaryota; Metazoa; Arthropoda; Insecta; Hymenoptera; Formicidae
Exons: 4
Coding region: 50-1417 (455 amino acids)
Source: RefSeq, a predicted model, not a curated record
ACGAUAUCAAAAGCUUGGAUGUGAUAUUGAGAAAUUAUUUUAUUAUAUAAUGACGAGCAUUAUACAUAGUAAUACAUUAAAAAAUUCGGCUACUCUCAAUUGUGACGGUAAAACAACGAUAGUUGAAGCAGACAGAAAGGAAAAUUUGAACGGAUAUAAUUUAGUGCGAUUGUUAAAGAAUACGUACGAUAAAAGAUUGUUUCAUAAUGAUUUUGAUACAUGGACAAUAGAAGAACAAUACAACUGGGUAGACAAAAAUCUUUCAAAAUUCUAUCCAAAUGUGCCUGAGACUUUGUUGGGAUAUAUACCGGCUUCUUUUCGACAACUUGAUCGAUCGUCGUUGAAAGUGCCUGAAUGGUUGGACUUGGAUAAAUAUCGUAGAGGACAAAAAUUUGUACGUGAGAAUUACGUCCCAAUUAUUAUUACUAAAUUAAUAGGCCUCAUUCACGUGUAUUCAUUCAAUGAUGCCUUAAAACCAGUUAUUAUAGGAAGACGUGGUCACACGCCAUUUUUAGGAUUCGAAAGAUAUCAAUCGGUAAUAAAACGAAUAUUCAAUUGGUAUAACGGAGAACCAUGGAUUAAGGGAUCACAAGCUUACAAAGAUAUGCAAAUUGCGCAUAAAAUGCAUUUAAUGAUGGGAAGAAAAUUAUGUCAAGAUGAUAAUGAGCAAAUCGAUACUAUGUCUAAAAUUGCGGAGCCAUGGUGCCCCGACCGUGAAAUACUUCUCAAAGAUUUUGCCAUGGCUUGUCCAUUUAAAAAACUUGACCAACAGCCUUUUAUUAUGAUGAGCGAAUCACCAUAUAGACCAAAAGGAAUAAAUAAUAUGGAUCUGGCGAUGGUACAAGGGGCUUUCGUUGGUAUGAUUUUAUUAAGACCGCGAGAUAUUGGAGUUCAUAAUGCGAUCGAUAAAGAUAUAGAGGCCUUCUGUCAUAUGUGGAGAUGCUAUGGAUAUUAUCUCGGAUUGGAAGACGAGUACAACUUUUGCCGUGGUACUUUGAAAGAAAUAAAACAACGCACAAGAGAUUAUUAUCAAUAUUGGAUAACGUCUAAUUUAAAAAAUAUUACGCCCGAAUGGGAGCACAUGACAAAAUGUAGCAUCGAACCAAUGAAUUUUUAUCCUUUCAUAUAUAUGCCUUAUAAAACAAUGGUCUUAAUUGCUUCAGAUUUAUUAGAUCUAAAUAUGCCACAUUUACAUGCAUCUCUAAGUUUUUCAGAAUGGAUCGCUUAUAAAGUAUAUAAAUUUAUAUUGCAACAUGCGUUGAAAUUAUCUAUCGUAAGAUAUUUUUUUAACAAAUUUGUAAUUCGUAUACUAAAAAAGGCGGCAAAUUAUGACUCGGAAAAGAAAGCAGAACUUCAAGAAAAAUCAAAGAAACUGUUGCACGAAUCUAUUACAGUAUCUGAAUAUUUUAAUAACUAAUAUUUUUUAUAAAUGGGAAAUAAUGAAAUAAAUAGGAAAACACUUUUGUUUUUCGAUUGCUAA